Molecule: messenger RNA, 5697 nt
Organism: Lagopus leucura (white-tailed ptarmigan)
Lineage: Eukaryota; Metazoa; Chordata; Aves; Galliformes; Phasianidae
Gene: SMYD1
Product: SET and MYND domain containing 1
Exons: 10
Coding region: 263-1738 (491 amino acids)
Cellular component (GO): nucleus
Molecular function (GO): histone H3K4 methyltransferase activity; protein binding
Source: RefSeq, a predicted model, not a curated record
ACUACUUGUGGCUGGGAGAAACAAUUCCAAAUGUGUUUUUUGGAGGGGGUUUCCUAAGAAACAGAAGACCUGGCCCUGUGUAGGUCGGCAAUAGUGCGUGGAAGAUCUCCUCCUGCCUUUCGUGCUCCCACCCCCUCUCCCUCCUAUGGGAUACGGUGCAGCUGGGGGUGGGGGUAGGGCAGCCCUUUUAUAAACGUGGUCUUGUGGCAAGGCGAAGUUGACAAGGGUGACAGAAGAUUUGGCUCACUGCUCAUACCUGGGAAUGACCAGAGGGGGAAUGGAAUCAGUUGAAGUGUUCACGACUGAAGGCAAAGGCAGGGGCUUGAAAGCACAGAAGGAAUUCUUGCCCGGAGAUGUCAUCUUUGCAGAGCCAGCCUACGCUGCUGUGGUUUUUGAUAGCCUGACACACGUAGUCUGCCACACCUGCUUCAAACGGCAGGAGAAGCUCCAUCGCUGCGGCCAGUGCAAGUUCGCCUACUACUGUGACCGAACCUGCCAGAGAGAUGCCUGGCUGAACCACAAAAAUGAGUGCUCUGCCAUCAAGAAGCACGGCAAGGCACCCACCGAGAACAUCAGGCUGGCAGCCCGCAUCCUGUGGAGGAUAGAGAGAGAAGGCAGUGGGCUGUCGGAGAACUGCCUGGUGUCUAUUGAUGACCUGCAAAACCACGUGGAGAACUUCGAUGAGGAGGAGAAGAAGGACCUCCGUAUCGAUGUGGAAAGCUUCUUGGAGUUCUGGCCAGCCCAGAGCCAGCAGUUUGGCAUGCAGUACAUCUCCCACAUAUUUGGAGUGAUCAACUGCAAUGCCUUUACCCUCAGUGACCAAAGAGGACUGCAAGCUGUUGGUGUGGGAAUCUUCCCCAACCUCUGCCAGGCCAACCACGACUGCUGGCCCAACUGUACUGUCAUCUUCAACAAUGGCAAUCAUGAGGCUGUAAGAUCAAUGUUCCACACACAGAUGAGGAUUGAGCUGCGGGCACUAAGCAAGAUCUCCCCAGGAGAUGAGCUGACUGUGUCCUAUGUGGACUUCCUCAAUGUGAGUGAGGAGCGGCAGAAGCAGCUGAAGAAGCAGUAUUACUUUGACUGCACCUGUGAGCACUGCAAGAAAAAGAUCAAAGAUGACCUGAUGCUGGCAGUGAAGGAGGGGGACAACAAGCCUUCUGCAGAGACAGUGAAGGAAGUUAUCCAGUUCUCCAAGGACAUGCUGGAGAAGAUCAACAAGGCCCGCCUGGAGGGAACUUACCAUGAAGUUGUGAAGCUGUGCCGUGAAUGCCUGAAGAAACAGGAGCCUGUGCUGGGAGACACAAACAUCUACCUCCUGAGGAUCCUCAGCAUUGCCUCUGAGGUCCUCUCCUACCUCCAGAUGUUUGAGGAAGCAGCUGAAUAUGCCAAGAGGAUGGUGGAUGGCUACAUGAAAAUAUACCAUCCUAACAACGCACAGCUGGGGAUGGCUGUGAUGCGAGCAGGAGUGACCCACUGGCAUGCUGGCCUCAUUGAAGCUGGACACAGCAUGAUCUGUAAAGCCUAUGCCAUUCUCCUGAUAACCCAUGGACCUUCCCACCCAAUUACCAAAGACCUGGAGGUCAUGCGUGUCCAGACAGAGAUGGAGCUGCGCAUGUUCCAGCAGAAUGAGUUCAUGUACUACAAGAUGAGGGAAGCUGCCCUCAAAAACCAAAAGAUUCAAGUCAUGCCUGAACCCAGCAAUGAGGCCCCACCGAGCCUCUUCCACAAGAAGGAAUAAAUAUUGAGCUUGACACAAAGUCAUGCCUGUUAGGUAACACCACCCGUGGGACCUCCAGACAUGGGGAAUGUGAUAUGUGAAUGUGAUACAUCCCCAAGGAUUGUUUCCAGUGCCACCAGUCUGAGAGCAUGGACCAGCGGGGAUAGUCCUGAAAAUCUCCUGAGAGCUCACAGCAGAAAAUCUCUUGGCAAAAGCAACAUCAUUUUCUACCACAAGCAUUAAAAAAUCAAAGCAAGAAACCUGCUAUAAAAUUAUUUACGUUCUUAUUGAAAGCCAGUUUCUCUCUGGGCAAGUCCUGCAGUCCUCAGUUAAAUUUUUAAUUGGCUCUGUCCUGAUUUUUUUCCAUCACUUCCUUGUGAUGACAUCACUUCUUGCUAGUGAUAUCUAUGUGUGGUUGACCAACAGACAGUAUAAGUGGGAAGCUGGUUCCAAGAAGUGUCUUGUAUGCCUGUGGGCAUCAAGUGCAAAGCAACUAAGAAAUAGAGAUGAUAUUUUGAGUAAAGUGAUCUUUUGCUGAUGAAAAACUGAUGAACGAUGGUUCUGCAGGUGACGUGGGUGUAAUAUCAACCUGUGUGGACUCUGACCACAGUGACUGGGUGACUAAAUGGGAUUCGUGUCUAAAGAUACAUUAGUUAAGAGAAGUUAGUUUGUUAAAAAUCACACAAUGUCCACAGUGGUGGCAGCAAAUGGACGUGAGAUAAGUCCAUGCCAGAUGCCAUUCGCAGUAGUGUGGUGCAGUGGCUGUGUGGAUUGUUUUUACUGAACAGGCAGUUCUCCAGGAGGGGAACCCCCUUUGCUCAGAGCUGGGGGCUCUGAUGCUUACCUGUACCAGUUCUUCAUCUUAGGUGCUUAAUCAAUUUUGCACCGAGCCUGAAUGGAGAGAAGGAAAAGUCUAAUGGCAAUGGAUGGAUUUCCAAAUAACAAAAAAACUUUGCUGUCUGCCCAUCUGUAAAUCCAAAUUAUUUGCUCCAGAUCUUCAUUGAUAACAAAGAGAUGAAAAAGGACUGAUUAUUCAAAAAUCCCCUACCAGCUCCUCAGCAAAAUAGCAAGAAUAGCAAGAAAACAAAACCAGGCUUUUUCCUCUUGACAUUUCUCAGAGAUUUUGGUGGUGAUCCUCCAGUUCUAAGAUGAGUUUGCUGGACACAAACUUCAGCUCUUUAGAUGUUGAACUAGAUCCUUCCACUUGUCAAGGAGGUACCUAUCUGACCUCAACUGUGACAAUCUCUAUUGGUUUAGUUCCUAACAUGAAGAUCAAUGCCAAUCUGCAGCUUGAAAACCUUCUUUGAUGGGGAAAUUAUGGCAGAGAUGCACACGAGGACAAAUUAGUCCUUUAACAGCACACAUUGGAAUUGUAGGAGAUAGGGAGGCACUGGUGCUGUUUUCCUAACACUUUUAUAGCUUUGAAUUGUUGUGAGAACAUCAUCCUAGGUAGGUAUAUUACACAAGCAGUACACUCAUUUCCCAGCAAAAAAUCCCAAUUAGCUUUCAAGCAUAGAGCUUGGAAAAGUCAGCUAAGAAGGGAGAAUUUCCUCUCUCCUGAUUUCAGAAAACCAGAAAACCAUCCAGCCUGCAGCACCAAGCGUUGAAGUUAACCAUGGUGCUCCUGUGUCUGCGCUAUGAAUAACCAGUGCUGACCUCUAAGCAGAGAAAAACUGUAUUUCACUCCAGAGCUUAUAUCCAGUAACCCAAUUUAUCAGGCAAAGUUCGUGGCAAAACUGAACACCUAAAGUCUGCCUGGUGCCCUUUGCUGGUUGGAAAGGAUGGGGGAGAGGCGGUGAUGGGGUGGCCAGAGCCUGUAGGUCUGGCUCCUCUUUUGAAUAAGUGAGCAUAGGGAUGGCUGCUGGGAUGCCUCAACUCCCCCAGUGCUGGUCUCUGCCCCAAGGCAGCUUUCCAGGCAGGUUCACCAACAUCUGCCACGCUCAACCACCUCGUUCUUUGGCCCUGCCAAUCACUUUGAUGUCACUUCGGCCAAGUCUUUAAGGAAGGGGACAGAACCCUUUCUCUGGUCUUGGCACAGUACUUUUCCAUCCACCCAGCUGUGCACAACCCAGCAGUACGUCCCAAGAAGGACAGUAGUGCCUGAAUCUCAGAAUGGGGCUGACAAGCAGCAACACAGAGGGUCUCACGAUGGCUUGGCUCAGCCUGCUGCCCAGUUUUUUUUCCAGGGUUUUUGUGAGUUUUGGAGGCUUGCACUUUUUUAUAGCAACAGCAAAGAGGUUUAUUAUGAAGAUGUUUUCAUACAAAUUUUACUUUAACGGAACUCAUUCUACACAGUAAAAUGAUAAGUUUGUGCAGGGUCUCUAGACUCUCUUGCUGAUUCUCUUGUAGGUGAGGUCUCCCUUUGUCAUGGUCUGAAAAACAAUAGAAAUUGUUAGCUUUGCAUUGCACUUGGCUCCAAACCCUACUUGGAAAAGAUCUGGUCUUGCAAAUCAGCACAGGACUGAUCUCCAUCUAAUCAUCUAUAAAUCAAAUUAUUAAAGCUUGGGAUAUAUUCAUGAGUACCCCAACACAGAUAAGGAUAAUCUGACACUGACUGGAAUCAGAAUUGUACAUUUCCUCUUUACAGGUGCCAGGCCCCACCCUAAACCUAUAAAUAUGGCUGAAAACAUGCCCUCAUUACAUGUAACUUUGAUCAGCAGUGCCUGGUAGGAUCUCAGAGGGCAGCACUUAGUGAAUCAGACUGUUUCAAAAACAAUGCCUUCAUUGCCUGGUCAACUGAUCUGCUUUGGCUACAGAGCCUGAAUGCAUGCAUGUGCUCAUCUCCAGCAUCUGUUUAAGGUCUCCAGCAUCACUGUAGGCUUUUCAGUGCCUGGCCCCCCUUGGACCCCUGAAGGCAGCUGUCUGCACUGUUAAUCUGGUCGUUGCCCUUCUCUUCUCCACUUACAUGGAUGAUGGUGUCUCCGUUCAGUUCGGUCACGGAUUUCAGCCCCUUCAGGUUAGUAACCAGUUUGUUGUUACCUUCCAUGUUAACAACACACUGGUAAGAAGGGAAGAGACAAAGGCAUUAAUGUUAGCACUGCACACCCCCUGCAUUUUGUCCUUCCCCUUCUGUACUGAGCUGCUACUGUCUCCUCUGAAACUGCUGGGAGCAAGCUGCUCCCCGGUGAUGUAGCUUUCCCAAGAGGAGGGAUUGUUGUGCUGGUGAUGCCCACAACACAGCAAGAGUAUGGGUGUUUACUUUGGGCACUGCAAACCUCUAUGAAAGAGAUACAAUUUUUCUGGAAAGGUCUCAGCUGAAUUGGUAUGUAUGUUGAGUUUCUGCCCCCCAGGAACUACAUGUCUAUAAAGGCUUCAGACAGCACUGAUGCCCUCAGGGCAGCCUUGAUUGAUUGUUGAAAUUACUCAGAGAAAUAACACAGCAAAAUCAAUUUCUGUUCACCUGUUUGUCCAUCUGCACAACAUCUUCAUCUGCCCUCAAGCUGCUGAUUUAUGGAAGGUAAAACUUUUUUCCUAACCCCUGGUUUCUGUUCAUGGGCCUUCAGGGAUGGUAGAAACCACACAAGGCAAAUACUACUCUCAGAGCCCAGCUCAUUGGGGCAUGUCUUUAGUGAUCGUUCCUCCUGCUUUCAAUAGUCCCUGCAGUAUCAACUUCUCCCGGUGUAGAGCUGCGAUGAAAUAUUUGCCAGUGGUGCCAUCUUGACAUUUCAUGAAUCACUGAAAAGUAUUGUCCAGGAACUGGAGCUGAGGAACUGGAGUUUCCAGAGUCAUAAAUCCUCAUCCUGCCAAAUCGUCUCACCCAGUGUGAACAGCAGCAGUGCAAAAGGCUGGCAGACAAGCUAACAGCCUCUGGGACUUAAAAGGACAGGUUUAUUGGUUUAUGAUUCAUUGGUUGACUUUCUUGUGCUACCUUUAAGUCAACAAAAUGAAGGGAGAGUAUGUUUUGUUUUGCAGCAUGACAAAAUAAACCUCUUUUCACUUCAAACUUUUCAGUCAGAAAGGUUUGCAGUCAGAAGAAUUUA